Messenger RNA from Danaus chrysippus (African queen), 432 nucleotides. The record is from the annotation of a GenBank genome assembly. NCBI's taxonomy places the organism in Eukaryota, Metazoa, Arthropoda, Insecta, Lepidoptera, Nymphalidae.
AUGGUGAUGGAUUCUAGGAUUGAUAUAAAUUGCCCCACCGUAUGCAGGUUAGUACAUUGUGUCGCUAAUUUUGCCAUCAUGAACAUUCUUACUUGCACGGUUUUGGUAGCUUGUGCCAUUGUGGCAUACGCGUCAGCCUUACCCUAUGCAGCUGAAACGGUAUCUGGAGUUGAUCGAGAAGGUAGUUUGUUAGCUGCUGAUACCAAAUCAGAAGACGAGACCUUAGUCGGGGCUGAAACAGCUCGACAUGGGGGAAGGGGAUGGAGAGGAGGCUGGGGUGGCGGAGGAGGUUGGGGAGGAGGCGGAGGAGGUUGGGGAGGUGGCGGAGGUGGAUGGGGAGGUUGGGGUGGCGGAGGAGGUUGGGGUCAUAGAGGACAUGGAGGUCAUCGUGGUCAUGGAGGCUGGGGAGGAGGUUGGGGCCAUGGACGCUGA